Messenger RNA from Corythoichthys intestinalis (scribbled pipefish), 6370 nucleotides. RefSeq names its product coxsackievirus and adenovirus receptor homolog. Gene Ontology annotation, molecular function: cell adhesion molecule binding. NCBI's taxonomy places the organism in Eukaryota, Metazoa, Chordata, Actinopteri, Syngnathiformes, Syngnathidae. Gene Ontology annotation, biological process: homotypic cell-cell adhesion. The transcript has 2 exons. The record is from RefSeq and is a predicted model, not a curated record. The coding region runs from base 1 to 1101 and encodes 366 amino acids. Gene Ontology annotation, cellular component: intercalated disc; bicellular tight junction; basolateral plasma membrane.
AUGCUGUGUACCACUCCCUUCAGAGAGCAGCACAAACAAGAUCUAACCAGAGUAGAAAGAGAAGCGGGAGGCCCCGCUGCACAACCGAGCAAGAAGACAAGGCUCCAAUGUCACAAUGGCUUGCCAGUACAAUUACACUCUGGACAGCACUCAGUUGAUACAAAUCAUGUGGACUUUCACCCCCUUCAAUGUCUACUCACCGGGGUGGCGCAUCAUUGGGUUCAGCAGCGGCCACACUCCGAUUUCUACGAACCAAUCAAGGGCAGGGUCCAUUUCGCGGCACGCAAUCCCCAAAACGGAGACGCUUCCAUCACCAUUAGCAACGUCAGUCGCUCAGACUCGAUGACUUACAUUUGCCGUGUGAUGAUGUUUCCUGACACGGACCAGAAGAUGAUGACCCUGACGGUCAUGGAAGAGCCAAGUCAACCGAUAUGCAACUUGCAUGAGGAAUUCGCCCAAGGCAAUAAUUUGACGCUCACAAAAGAGGAAUUCGGCCAAGGCAAUAACUUGACGCUCACAUGCUUGUCCUUCCAUGGCGAAUCCCCUCUGACGUACACCUGGGCCAAGAUCAGCGGGAACCAGGUCCUCCCCGCCGAUGCCGUGGUGGACUCCGUCACCUUGCGUGUAGACAAUAUCACCGAGGGGGACUGUGGACGCUAUCGCUGCGCAGUGGAGAGCUUGGUCGGUAGCAAAACCUGUGAGCUCGUCCUCCCCUGUCCGGUCGUGUCAGAAGCCGAGGUGUCCAUCACGGUGGUCGUCGUCAUCCUUGGUGUUGCCAUCAUCACCGCUGGCUGCUUGUGGUGGUACAGAAAGAACAAACAGCAGUAUUUUCUCAGUGAAAUAGUGGGUGAUGUGCCACCUGCUCCCCUAAGGGCUUUAAAAAAAGAAGAGAUGGCGCCGUCUUUGCACUACAAAGUGAGAAACAUGCACAUGAACCAGAACAUUCACAUAAAUAAAAGGGGUGUAACGGUACAAGCAAGUCACGUUUCGGUAUGCACCUCGGUAUCGGGGUCACGGUUCAGUACAAGAGGAAAACUAAAAAGGCUUUUUUUAAAAUCACGGUAUUUCAAAGUUAAAGUUUGUUCUGUUGGGUUAAACUAAAGCAUCAAACUUGUGUGUUUUUGUUUUUAUGGUUCUAACGUUCUUUAAAUAGAUAUCACAUCUUCUUUUGGGAUCGGCGUCACACAUUGUAAACAUGUGACGAAAACUAUGGCGUAUUUUCGUCUGGUCUGACAAAAACAGGCAUCUGUCUUAUGUUUUUUAUGUUUUAGUUUCCCAAGACACAUUUUAACUCGUUAUCAUGUCAUCAUCAUGAAAAGAAUGUGCUCUAACCGCUCGAAGUGUACAGACGCACAUUUCUGAACUCCUGAAAAGCACGCUCCUAUCUUAACCGAUAAGCGCUCAGGCAGCCUGAAAAAUACGACUCCAGUAUGGCUCGGAAAACUCUGAAACCUGAGGAUCUGGAUGAAGUCCUCCAUCCAGAAAAUAGUGGCCUCUAUGUCCUCUAUGACCAAUCUGGAGGCUUCUCUGACUAACCUGAUUCAAAAGCCAGAAUCGGGAAGUCAUGAAAGAAUUACAGCUGAUGCGCGCUGAGAACGAGAAGCUCAAGCAAGUGGUUGAGGAGAAGGAGGCUCGCAUCAAAAGGCUGGAAAUUCUGGCUGAUGAUCUCGACCAAGGAAGACGCGCAAAUGAUCUCAUCAUCUCUGGAUUACAACUGACGCCCAGAUCAUAUGCUAAGGCCGCUAGCCUACCUGUGGCUCAACACCUUUCUGGAUGACCAGAUUGAUGAGUACCGUGAUGACCCAACUGAUAAUCUUGAUCCUGACCUCAACUUUUACAUUAACAUGUCGAACAACUGUAAGUACUACACAGCGGAACAGUACAACAAUUCCAUGAAUGUGGACGGUAAACUGAAACUAAUCCACUUCAUCGCCAGGAGUCUAUACAAAAAUUUUGAAAGCAUUGACGAAUAUCUACAGAGCUUCAAUAACAAUUUUGAUGUUAUUGCCGUCUCAGAAACCUGGCUUAGAUUACUGAUCUGCCAUUGCAACGUGAGUGCUGUGUCUAGAUUACUGAUCUGCCAUUGCAACGUGAGUGCUGUGUCUAAUCUGCUGUAAAAUGGAGCUUGUGGACUGGACACUCAAUUUGGAUAUCAACUGAUACAAUGAACCCACUCAAAUUGACAAUAUGUGAAAUUCCAUGGCAAUCAAUGACUUUUGAAUGAUAUGUGAGUAAAAACAAAAAACAAAACAAAAAACAAAAAAAGCCUGAUAAUAACUGGACUGUAACACAAACAUGCUUGACUAUGCGUCCCGGGCUGUUGGAGGACGGGUAUCGAUAAGCAUUUGCUUUUUCCCGUCUUUCCUUUGUCUUCGUCUUUUUUUCGGGCAAAUUCCACACUCUGAAACUGUCAAUGAUUAUGAUGAUGAUGACAAUGACAAUAAAUUCAUUCAUUCAUUCAAUUGUUUGUUGACGAUAUAUGUUCGUUAUAGUCGUCGUUGACGAAUACAAUACUGAUACUCACUUAGUGUUUCAAUGACUUCAGCUAGGGCUAGAGCAAAAUAAACAUUUCUUGAUUUGAAAAUAUAACAUAAAUGCACUUCAAAUAGUGUUAGUAAUACUGCAAUUGAUAGUUCCCACUCUGUACCGUCGCACUGAACCGUGAUUGACAGUUAGGGCUAGAGCAAAAUAAACAUUUCUUGAUAUGAAAAUAUAACAUAAAUGCACUUCAAAUAGUGUUAGUAAUACUGCAAUUGAUAGUUCCCACUCUGUACCGUCGCACUGAACCGUGAUUCCACAUACAGUGACAGUACAGGACGACAACAAAUGCCAUUAUACUCUUAAUUACUAAUCUAAAUAAUGACCUCCUCUCUGUUGCACAAGCCAAAGACAAGACCGUCACCAUGUGCACUUCAUCACAGCGCCAUUUCGCUUGCUUCAAGACUAAAGAGUUUUGAGUUUUUCAAUUGUAGAAAAAAAAAAUUCCGGAGAAAUUGAAUGUUUCAAUAAACCUGUUUGAAGUUUGGGUCACAUCCUAUUCAUUUGGGGGCAUUUCUGGGUUGCUACCUGUUCAUUUUGAGUCACUUGCGAUGAUUUUGGUGCAAUUUCAAAGCACUUCCUUCAUAUUUCGGGGCACUUCCCCUUAAUUUCGGGAAAUUUUGAUUUUGUGGCAAACCCGGGGCCAUUUCUCAAUUAGCUUUCUUGUCUAUCACAGCAGGGGCGCUGGAAGUCACUCAGAGCAGGGGGUGCUGAAUAUUUUAUUGAAUUUUUUUAAGUCCAUAUUUGUCAUGCUCGCGCAUUUGCUCCAUGCAAGGCAUGCAAAAUGUCAGUACACAUACAUGCUGGAUAUUUACGUACUACUACUAGGCUACUAAAACGACAGCAUUCUAUUUCAUCUACAGUGUGUGUUGGGAGUUUUUUCGUAAUGGGAAAAAAAGCGCCAGUGUAUAAAAUGAAAAUCCCCGUAUCUAGCUGUCGUAAUGACACGAACACAUUUGAAAACUAAAUGGUCCAAUACGCUACACGGUUUAAGACCCCCUUUUCACAACACUAAAAUAAAUUCCAAACUCGAAUUUUAGAAAAUGUCGGUGUUUUUGUAAAGAAAAAAAUCGCGAAUUCGUAUUUGCUCCAUCUGAACGCCAGAGUUAACUUUUCUGUUCCAAUAGCCGCCUCAUUCAAAGUGGCCUGGUAGCAGGCAAAGUUUCAGGUGGUGGUCAUCUUGUUAACAACAACAAAAAAACCUUUUCAACAUAUAUAUUUAAUCCCCAAAUUUAAAUACGCGGUUGUUUCAAUAUGUUUUGUUUUUAACAACCAGUGUUGUUAAUCUUACUGAAAAAAAGUAAUUAAUUAUAGUUACAAAUUACUUCUCCCAAAAAGUAAUUGCGUUAGUAACUCAAUUACCUGAAUGUAAGAGUAAUUAGUUACUUGGCAAAAUAAUUGGUGAUAAUUACUUUUUUUUUUUCCCCUCAAAAAAAAAAAAAAAAACAUUGGCCACACUAUGUGAAGUUUUUUGUGAAGGUUUUUGGUACAAUUGGCCCGAGCCCAAUUCUUUACCCUAAUAGGGAAUGGGACGUACUACGUCAUUGUUUGGACGCGCCUCCAUGCUGGCAAUAUGAUUCACUUCCGGGCCGGCAGAGUCAAUGCGGAUUGUAACGUGUGGUAGUGCUAAGCUAACUCUUUCGGUGUUUUAGAAAGAAAAUAUGGGUGCUUAUUGUUGCGUUACCGGGUGCAACAGCGUCUCCUACGACAAAAAAAGGGGUUAGGAAAAAUGGACUCACUUUUCACCGUUUUCCUGCAUGGAGGACCAAAUAUCAGAUCACGAAGGUACGACGGAUGGCUGGAUUGCAGCGGUUCGUCGGAAAAGCAUUUAUGAUCAUAUUUCUGCUGGAAUGAGAGUGUGUUCCUGUCAUCGCUACUCUUGUAAGUUGAACGCUUUAUCCACUUUUGGUUUCAAUACGUUUUUGUUUUUUUACACCGUUGUGUAAAUCUGCCUCGGUAGCAAUGCUCGCCUACUACGACUCACCUACCUGUUGUGUUCCUAGGUAAACCUGCUGACAACACAUCCCGAUUGGUCACCAUCUCUCUUCUUGGAUCAUUUGACAAAAUUUGUUCAAUGGAAUGGUUCCAUUUGUCCUGUGUCGGACUCAAACAAGCCCCUGCAGCAGACGCCAUCUGGGUCUGCCCUUCUCGUCGAUGAACUGCGGGCUUUUAACUUGUGAAAAUGCAAGAACUUUAAUGCACAUAUUUAUUCUGCCUGGCUAUUUAACUAUGGCCAGUGACGUAUUAUUAUUAUUAUUUUUUUUUUUUUUUAAACCACUUUGACAAAGACACGUUUCAUUGUAAUGUUGAAUUUAUAUAUUCUAUUAUUAUUUUUAAAUUAUAAUAUUCUUAUUUGCACUUAUGGAGACUUUAGACUGUCAAUUCAAAUAGUGUUGGAAAAGUUGCAAUACCUAAAAUAGAAAUGCAAGAACUGUAAAGUACAUAUUUAUACACCUUUAUUUCCCUAAGGCCACUGGAUGUUUUUUAACUGCUUUGAAAAAAUACAGGUUUUGUUGUGAUCUUGUAUUUAUAUAGUAUAUAGCUUUUUAUAAUGUAUUAUGUAUUAUAAUAUUUGCUGCCCCCUGCCAGAGUGUGGGCCAUUUUGUACUAAAAGGAUUUUAAACUGUCAGUUCAAAUACUGUGUUGGAGACAAGUACUUGCAAUACUUAAAAUGGAAAUGCAAGAACUUUAAAGCACAUAUUUAUCCUGUCUGGCAAUUUACCCAAGGCCAGUAAAUAGUGUUUUAAACUGCUUUGACAAAGACACGUUUAUUGUGAUCUUGUAUUUGUGUAUUACUUAUAAUUAUAUAAUAUUUGCUGCCACCGUCAGAGGGUGGGCCUUGUUUGCACUAAUUUAAAGAUUUUAAACUGUCAGUUCAAAUAUCGUAUUGGAGAAAUUGCAUUACUUGAAAUAAAUCUAUUGCAACUUAUCAGUCCCAGUUCUUGUCUACAACUUUGUCCAAAAAUUGUCAAUGCAUAUUCCAAAUAGAAUAACAAAAUUAAGUCACCUGACUUUGUAAUUAUUACACCUGUUUAUUAUGAAGACCUGAAGUAAACAACAAGCAGUUACAGUUUGUCAAGAAGUUGUUCAAGUCAUGUUUUGGUAUUCAUAUUUUAUUGACUUUUCACAACAACACUUGGGAUCGUGUUCGUAAGAGCAGAGCAAACUGAAGUUUCAGCGUGCACUCUUCGCCUUUCCAACCUCUCAUAACCAGUGUUGUUAAUCUUACUGAAAAAAAGUAAUUAAUUAUAGUUACAAAUUACUUCUCACAAAAAGUAAUUGCGUUAGUAACUCAAUUACCUGAAUGUAAGAGUAAUUAGUUACUUGGCAAAGUAAUUGGUGAUAAUUACUUUUUUUUUUUUUCCCCUAAAAAAAAAAAAAAAAAACAUUGGCCACACUAUGUGAAGUUUUUUGUGAAGGUUUUUGGUACAAUUGGCCCGAGCCCAAUUCUUUACCCGAAUGUACCCUUUACCCUGAAUCAACUGUUAAAAGUUGUUAAAAUUGCUCCCAUUAUUGCAUUUGUUCCCUUCUCUCUACUUUCGACAUAUGAAAGUUUUAAAACUGUUUCAUCAUUUAAAGAUAGAUUCAAGUCAAGAUUUUGCCGAUUUAGAAGUAUUUUAGAUAAAAAGUUACUUAGGUUCGCUAGGAAGGUUCUCUACAACAGAGCCGUCCUAAAAAGUCUACUGCUUUAAGAUGGCGGCUGUCUACUAACGCAUUUAGUGCCAUGCAGUGUUGUUAAUUUUACUUUAAAAAAGUAAUUAAUUACAGUUACAAAUUACUUCUCCCAAAAAGUAAUUGCGUUAGUAACUCAGUUACCUGAAUGUAAGAGUAA